ACUAAUACCAAACGCCAAGUAAACAUUAUCUUCUCUCAUCCACAUAUUCCAAUCUUUUUAUCACUCCAUUCAUAAUUUUUUUGAAAAAACAAAAUUAAAAAAAGAAGAAGAAGACUUCUUUAUUCAAGAUUUCUUCUUUCUUUUUCUCCAAUUCAUUUCACGUUUUUCCAUUCUUGAUUUUUCAUCUAUAUAUACACCUCUCAUUGUUUCAUUCUUCAUCUCACUUCAACCCCUUUUUAACAUUUUUGUGCUAAAGAUUCAAUCUUUAUCUUGAUUUAGCAAUACCCUUUCAACAAUCUUGUGUUAAAGAUUCAAUCUUUAUCUUGAUUUAGCAAUGGCUGUUGCAUACCCUUAUUUUUUUGGUCCAAAAAAAGUGGACCCCACAUUAAUGGUUUCUUCAUCUUCAUCACUUUCACCUGUUAUUUUAUCUCAAGAUGAGUUAAAAAAAGUUGCUGCAUAUAAAGCUGUUGAGUUUGUUGAGUCAGGUAUGGUUGUUGGUCUUGGUACUGGUUCAACAGCAAAACAUGCUGUUGAUAAAAUAGCUGAACUUUUAAAUACUGGAAAGUUGAAAGACAUUGUAGGAAUACCAACUUCAACUAUUACACAUGAACAAGCUGUUUCACUUGGUAUACCUUUAUCAGAUCUGAAUAAACAUCCUAUUGUUGAUUUAGCAAUUGAUGGUGCUGAUGAAGUUGAUCCACAAAUGAAUUUAGUUAAAGGUAGAGGUGGUUCACUUUUAAGGGAAAAAAUGGUUGAGGGUGCUUGUAAAAAAUUUAUUGUUAUUGUUGAUGAGUCAAAAUUAGUGAACCAUAUAGGUGGUAGUGGACUUGCUAUGCCUGUUGAGAUUGUGCCAUUUUGUUGGGAAUUUACACUUAAGAGACUUGAAAUGUUGUUUAUUGAAGCUGGUUGUGUUGGGAAGUUGAGGAAAGUUGGUAAUGGUGAAGAGAUUUAUGUUACUGAUAAUGGUAAUUAUAUUAUUGAUUUGUAUUUCAAGAAGGAUAUGGGUGAUUUGAAAGCUGCUAGUGAUGCAAUUUUGAGGCUUGCUGGUGUUGUUGAGCAUGGCAUGUUUAUUGAUAUGGCUACUACUGUUAUUGUUGCUGGAAAGCUUGGUGUUUCUGUGACUAAUAAGGAUUAAGUUGUUAUCUUUUAGGGACUUUAGUUUUAAUUAAAUUUUUUCAGCUGAGGUAUUAGGAUGUUUUGUUGGGGGUGGGUGGGGGAUGGGGGUUGGGGGUACGGGAGAAUGUUGUAGCACCAUUCUGAUUGGGGGAGGUCUGUGUGCCAAGUAUAAAAUUUUGUUGCUUUUUGCAUCAAAUAAUAUAAGGAAUUGUUUGGGGUAUUUGCCUCAAAGUUUCUAUCUUGCUGAAA
Lycium barbarum (goji berry) is the source of this 1365-nucleotide messenger RNA. RefSeq names its product probable ribose-5-phosphate isomerase 1. Bases 335 to 1135 code for a protein of 266 amino acids. The transcript has a single exon. Gene Ontology annotation, molecular function: ribose-5-phosphate isomerase activity. The record is from RefSeq and is a predicted model, not a curated record. Lineage: Eukaryota; Viridiplantae; Streptophyta; Magnoliopsida; Solanales; Solanaceae. Gene Ontology annotation, biological process: pentose-phosphate shunt, non-oxidative branch.